CGAGCUGGUGGCCAUGGAAGUGACUUCCCCCCCUCCCAUCCCGAAAAAAAGCUCCGCUCAGCUGGACCCGCCCCCGCCCCGGAUCGGGACCAAACUGUCCCCGGAGCCGCCCGGGAGCAAACCGGAGCCUCCGGACGCCAAAGCCCAGAGCCUGACGACGUGCGAGGUGUGCGGCGCCUGCUUCGAGACGCGCAAGGGGCUGUCGAGCCACGCGCGCUCCCACCUGCGCCAGCUGGGCGUGGCCGAGUCGGAGAGCAGCGGGGCCCCCAUCGACCUCCUCUACGAGCUCGUCCGCCACAAGGGCAAGAGCCUGACGACGUGCGAGGUGUGCGGCGCCUGCUUCGAGACGCGCAAGGGGCUGUCGAGCCACGCGCGCUCCCACCUGCGCCAGCUGGGCGUGGCCGAGUCGGAGAGCAGCGGGGCCCCCAUCGACCUCCUCUACGAGCUCGUCCGCCACAAGGGCAAGGCCGACGGGGCCGCCCUCGUCCCGCCCCUGGCCAAGAAAUCGGCCUCCCCCAAGGACCCCGGGGCCGCCCCCCGGCCCGCGCUGCUGGCCCUGGCCAAGGCCGAGCGCCCGCCCGACGGCGCCGUCAACAAAGCCAUCAAAUCCCCGCCGGGCUUCGCCAAGGCCCUGGCCCAGCCGGGCUCCCCCGUGCUCAAGAAGGUGCCGCCGGCGCUCUCGGCCUCCCCGUCCCCCAAGAGCUCCGAGGAGAAGAGCUCCAAGCUGGCGCUCAGCCCGCUGCCGGCGUCGCCCAACUCCCAGUGGCCGCAGGAGGAGGACGGGCCCCUCAACUUGACGUCGGGGUCGGAGCCGGCGCGCGACAUCCGCUGCGAGUUCUGCGGGGAGUUCUUCGAGAACCGGAAAGGUCUGUCCAGCCACGCGCGCUCCCACCUGCGCCAGAUGGGGGUCACCGAGUGGUACGUCAACGGCUCCCCCAUCGACACCCUCCGAGAGAUCCUCAAGCGCCGCCGCCCCGGGAAUCCCGCCGGGAAUCCCGCCGGGACCCCCGCCGGCCCCAAGGCCGUGGCCAAGAGCCUCCUGGGCACGCUGGGACCGCUGGAGCCGCGCGGGCCGGCAGAGCUGCACAUUCCCGCCCUUGGGAAGAAGGUCCCACCACCCGGCAGCCCCCCGGGGCCGUCUCCCACCUCGUCCCCGCCUCCCACCGCCCGGAAGAUGUUUCCAGGCCUCUCUCCUCCCUCCUUGCAGAAGAAACUCAAACAAGACCAGCUGAGGGCCCUGGCGCUGACGCCCCUGGGAUCCAAAGCUCCCGGAGCCUUCCUGGCUCCCAAGCGGCCGCUUCCCGACGACCGGCUGGGCCCCCACGGGGAAUCCAAGCACAAGGCCUUCGGCCCCCCCGAGCUGCCCUUCAAGGCCAAGGCUCUGCACGACAAGGCCUCCUCGGAGGCGUGCUGCGAGCUGUGCGGGCUGUACUUCGAGAACCGCAAGGCCCUGGCGAGCCACGCCCGCGCCCACCUGCGCCAGUUCGGGGUCACCGAGUGGUGCGUGAACGGCUCCCCCAUCGAGACCCUGCGCGAGUGGAUCCGGCACCGCCCGCACAAGGCCGGUGCCUACCGGAGCUACAUCCAGGGGGGCCGGCCCUUCUCCAAGAAGUUCCGCAACUCGGGGCACGGCCGGGAGCACCGGGGCGGCCCCCUGGGGCUGCAGCCCGCGGGGGUGGCUUUCCUGGGCAAGGGGCUCCCCGGGGAGCUGCCCCACGGCGACCCCGCCAAGAUGCUGGACGGGGCGGGCGAGAGGGCCCUGAUCACGUCGCCGCUGUCGCUGGUCAAGCUGGAGGAGCACCAGCGCUCCAACAUCAGCAGUGAGUGCGGGGAGAGGAGGGGAUUCCGG
This is a messenger RNA of Empidonax traillii (willow flycatcher), 1849 nucleotides long. Its product is annotated as protein Wiz-like. Gene Ontology annotation, biological process: regulation of transcription by RNA polymerase II. The transcript has 6 exons. Gene Ontology annotation, molecular function: DNA-binding transcription factor activity, RNA polymerase II-specific; RNA polymerase II cis-regulatory region sequence-specific DNA binding. Lineage: Eukaryota; Metazoa; Chordata; Aves; Passeriformes; Tyrannidae. Gene Ontology annotation, cellular component: nucleus. The record is from RefSeq and is a predicted model, not a curated record. The annotation marks the transcript as partial.